Messenger RNA from Solenopsis invicta (red fire ant), 2605 nucleotides. RefSeq names its product BRO1 domain-containing protein BROX. NCBI's taxonomy places the organism in Eukaryota, Metazoa, Arthropoda, Insecta, Hymenoptera, Formicidae. The record is from RefSeq and is a predicted model, not a curated record. The coding region runs from base 142 to 1404 and encodes 420 amino acids. The transcript is spliced from 7 exons.
CUCUUCCAUUAGCGCGGCGGUUGUGACGCUGCUCCGUUUUAUAUUACCUUAUCUGUCGAAAGUGACAAGCGUGACAAGACCAAGGUCCAGAUCGGGACUGCCGAUCGCCGAACGUGGCUCUCACGAGACUCGAGCAACGCAAUGGCGCAUUGGUUUCAUCGUAAUGUGUUAAAAGCGACUGCUAAUCAAAAGUUUGAGUUGAAAGUGGCCAAUUCUACGGACGCCACCAGGAAACUUUGCAGUGACUUAAAGCUAUCAAGAGCCAGACUUCUGGAGUUGAUAAGAAAUGCAAACAAUACCAGCGACACGAUAGACCCUGCAUUUCUCAGUUACUUAAGUUUGCUGUAUGGAUUUUUAUGGGAAGUCAAACCAUCUGAGGAAGAGGCGCAGCACGUCGGCAGACCAAAUCCUAGCAAGCUCAGAAAUGCUCUUGUGUUCAAAUGGACACAUACAUUACUUGGUGGUGGCACAUUCUCCAGUGCCGAUUCUGUUUAUGAAGCAGCUAACAUGAGUGUCAAUGUAGGCCUCUGGUUUAUGAAACAUGCAGCAAUGAUUGCUGCAAAAGAUGAUAUAACGAUGGACGAGGCUAAAGAAGUGCACAGCAUGUUAAGAAGGGCCGCCGGAAUAUUUACCUUCGUGCAGACUGAAUUUUUGCCACAAUUGGCUAAUCCUCCACCCUUGGGAAGUGAUUUAGAUCCUCGGGUACUAAAUGCAUACGUUAAUCAAUGCACAGCGGAAGCACAAGAAGUGACGGUGGCUAGAGCGGUAGAACUCAAACAUAAUUCUAGCUUGAUAUCAGCUUUAGCCAAUGAGACCAGUAAGUUGUUUUUGGAUGCUGCCAAUACUCUUCGUCCAUUCAAGGCAGAAAUAUCCGCUCAAUGGACGAAAUAUUUAGAGCUUAAAUCAGCAUUUUAUCAAUCUUACGCUUACAAUUAUUGCGGUGAAAACUUGUUGGCAAUGGAUAAGUGCGGCGAAGCGAUACGAGCGAUGCAGGAAAGUGAUUCAUGUUUAAAGAAGGCGAAAGCGCUCUGUCAAGAAUACGGGAAAACGAACGGGCCUGCACCUCGCGUGAAACCGGAUCAGCACGCCGUGUUUAGACGCUUGGCGCCCAUAGUGAAGCUCACUCUCGAUAAGUGUAAUCGAGAAAACGGUUUAAUAUAUCAUCAUACAAUACCGGGAGAAGUUCCAGCCUUGGAUACUAAAGCUACUUAUGGCUUGGUCAGUCCUAUCGAUUUUCAAAUGCCGUCACCAAAUCCUAUCUGGAAUUUGGGUACGUAUAAAACACUAGCUGCUGUAGCGGCGGCGAAAGCGGAAAAGGAGCAGAAUUUGCCGCCGGUUAAAGAAGAGGCAGUUCAUCAAAGCAACAAGGAGCCGAAGAACGCAAGCGGUUGCACACUACAAUAAGGCUCUUUACGCGCAACGAUAUAGUUGUUUGUAAAUGCUUUUUUUCGUCAUGGUGAUAUUAAUUUUAAUUGCGAUAGACAUGUGUGGACGACAUUCGAGUUAGAUGACAUACAUGUGCAUGUCACAUGUAUGCAAGUACAAAUCCUGUUGUGUGAAACGUAAAGUAUUAAUUGUUAAAUAAAAAGAGGAUUGUAGAAUAAUUUAUAUAUUAUUAAGCAAAUGCUUUUCAUUGAGUAUUAAAUAUCGCAUAAUGCAACGGAUGCAUAAGUGACUACAAAAAAGAGAUUAAUCUAGUGUAUCAGUGUAUUUUUGCUUUGCUCUGCACAUGUCUAAAACUUUUUUAGCGAGAAACUUUUACGUUUGUAUCAAAGUGAAAUAACAUACGCAAUGCGAUUUGUAUGUAAUUUGCAUUUAUCUCGUAAUCAAUAUGUAGUUAUUAUUGUAGGUACAAUGAUUUCUUGUUGAAAGAAUCAUUAAUGUCGCAGGCAUUAUUUUAAUCGCGAUGUUCAUCGACCUAGUCAAUGUUUUAGUAAAACUAAAUUUUUUUAAUCGAUAAAUACGAGAGAAAAAAUUUACACAAUUGCAAUGUGCAUAUAAUGCACAUUUUAUCAGUAUGCAUGUAUUAUAACAAAGAGACUUGUGCAAUCUUUUUCUACGUAUUUUUUAUAAGCUAUAGGUUUAAACGUAAAAACGUUCAAUUCAGAUUAUAAAGAUAUAUAUAUAUAUAUAUAUGAAAGUGUCUCAAAAACGUGUUGAGCUAAUGCCAAGCAUUAGCUAUUGCUAAAUCAUAGCAAUUAUCUUUGUUAAUAAUUAUUAUUUAUGCAAAGUAUUUAUACAUGCAUGACCAGUGUGUUGACUAUCGAAAUUAAAAAUUUACAGAUUAUUGCUGCUAUUGGCUCUCAGAAAUUAUACUUAUGUAUACACACGAUAAAAAAUUUCGUUAGCUGUUAAAUAAUUUAGGAGAAUAAUUUUUGUGUGCAAUAUACUAUACUGAGAUCAAUGUAGCAAUAUCGUAUCUAUAUAAUAUAGAUAAUAAAACAAAUAUUAAAUUGCAAUUUGUAAAGAUCAUAUUUUUCAUAUAACAGUAUGCACGUGUUUCAAAUAUAAAUAUUUAAAUUUACGUAUCUACAUAUUUAUACGACCUACACGUUAAAAGAUGUAAAAACACCAUCGCUAAAUAAAGAAAAUACAAUUACGCUAU